AUGUCAAAACGCACGCGCACACUUGCAACCAUAACAAGCAUAAUCCUCCUUCUACUUCACGUCCUUCCCCAAAAUGCGGGUAUAAAAAUUAAGAGACUGAGCGAUGCAUUUAAUUUUAUCGAACCAGCCAUCUGGAAAAGCACCUCCAAGUAUGAAAUAAAUCCCAGUCUUCAUUUUGUGCGGAGAAUAGAGAAAGAGGAUCGCCUUAAAUUGAGGAGCUCCCCAAAUGGGGAGGACACGCAAGGUAGUAACGCUUCAGCCAGUGGUGAAGAAAAUGUUUUUCUGGAGGAGCAACGCAGAAGGAAUGAUGACGUGGAUAAUCAUGUGUCGAGCUGGCAACAGGGAAAACCCCCCCGAAAGGGAGGCGCCAUCGUAGAAGGGAAAAAAUACAAACAAGAGUACCUAAAUGGGGAAAUAUUAAACGAAGAAGAAAUAAAUGAAAACAUGAGGUUUCAGCAAUGGAGUGACCGACUGCAACUUUCGCAGGAAAACUGCUUUUACUACGACGUAGCACACGAGUGCGUCAGUACAAAGAAGUACUAUAAGAUAUAUCAGGUAAAUUCUAACUUUUACAAAAGGGAUUUCAUCUUGACUGACAGGUGUUCCGUCAGUUUGGUCCCAUUUUUGAACAAAAAGGAGAGCGAACAAGCGUGUCAGUCGCUGACGAAAAAUUUCAGCGGAAAAAUGACCUAUGAUAUGUUCGUGGGAGGGAAGGGGGAAGCGGCCAGAGAAGUGGCAACAGACGGGGCAACAGACGCGACAAGAGACCCACCAACCAGCUGUGACGAGAAGAGUGGAGACUGGCCUUCCCAAAAUAGCGUAACGCAAAAUAGCGCAGCCACUGACGGGGCCCCCUAUGAGGAAUCAGUGCUCAGCGAAGAGCAAGUGGGGCAGCUGUCCGAUAUCAAUUUCGCGCUGCGGGCGAACAUGCUUUUCCCGACGGAGUCGCUGCGCAGUUCCAUAUACAUGGGGAAGGAUGCCUUCAACGACUUCCUCGAAAAGGGAACGGAAUCCAUCAAGCUGGCGAUGCACAAGCAUUUGCAUCACUACUAUAGACAACACCUGAAAAGUAACUUGGACGAUAAAAUCUUCCUCAUGUUCAUCCUGAGGUAUAUCAAAAAUUACAUUUUAAAAAUAGUAUACAAAACAUUCCAAGUGAAACUAAGCAACGAAAUGGAGAUCGAGACUGACUCCAAUGUAGAGCCAAGUGCAAGCAACAAGAUCAUUAAUAGCGAAACUUACAUAGAGCUAGCAUCCGAAUUUGAAGAAAUCAUAAAUAUAUUAACACACUUCAUAGAAAAAAUGAAAGAAAUGUUCAAAAUUAGAGAAACAGAGUUGGAAGAUUAUUUGUCCAAGAAAAAGGAAAUUAUAAAUUAUUCAACUCCGUAUGUUUUACACAAUAAUGAAGAAGCAGAAAGACAUAUAAUGAACAUGUGGAAUUAUUUUAAUUUUAAAAUUUUCAACAAUGAACUGCCAAAUUUUGACUCGAUAAAUUUCUUUUGGGUAACUGACAAAGUGGAGAAACUGAAGAAAAUUCCAAAUAUGAAAAUGUACCGAAUUGGGAAUAAACACUUUUUAAACUUACCCAAUGUUAUGUUUCACUCUGCGUUGAAAACGUCUCCCCUGUUAUUAAAUUACACCAUCUUAAAGGUCAUGUAUGAAUACCAGAAAUUAUUGUGCGUGGAUAUUUUACCCUUCAAGGAAGUAAAAAAUUAUAAUAUGUCCAAAAAAAUCGAUGAGAAGAAACAGAAAAUUAUCAAGUUUGUUCACGGGAUUGCUGGCUUGCUGGAGAAUAUCGAUUUCCAUUUUUAUGCUCCCUAUUUGGGCGACCUCAAUUUGGACAACGAGGAGGCAGCUAUCUUUUACUCCUACGUUAAGGAUAUCAAUGGGUAUGACAAUAAGAUAUUCCGUCCUUUAGAAUACAACAGGGAGCUUUCGUUUUGCCCCGAAGAGGGCAUCGUGGAGGACACCAAUGUGAGCACCUCCAAUGUCAGCGGUAAUGGGAGCGGCACCGAUGUCAGCGGAAUCAAUGUCAGCGGAACCACUGUGAGCACCACCAACCGGGGAGUGGCCAAUCUGGACGACUUCCCCCCGGAUGCCCCCCCCCUGGACGAUGACGAGCCCGACCAGGACGACCUCACAAUGCUGCUCCUCAAAUCGAACGUCACCAGCGACAUCAACCGAGCCAUCCAGAUGGCCACCAACGUGUACAGGAAGAAAAACGUCGCCCACCUGUGGGGUACACCCGCGGACGUCACGAACCCCGAAGCGGGCGAGGCAGAAAGCAGGACCGCGCUAAGAGUAAGAGCAGACCCUAGUAAAACCAACCCAGGGCCCUCUUACCAAUUGAAGGAGAACAACCCAGCACUGCAGCGGUUCAGAAUACCGCUGAACGAAUUUUCGUCUUCCCUUUUCCUGUGCGAUGUGAACAAUUCCACGAAGCUUCUAACGCAGGGGAUCGAAAAGCUAAAGCAGCUAAACGAGUUCGACUUAACUUACGUACAUAACGCCCUGACGUACGCAUGCAUGCGUUUUUUACACGAAAGCGGUAACGAAAAUGAAGAUGUGGAGAGCCUUUUAAAAAAGUAUGAAAAAAACGAAAAGGUAGAAACGACCAACAACAUCAUGACGCUGCAAAUGAUGGUGGUCAUAGGGGAACUCUUCCGAAACAUCAGGAAGACCAGGACGAAGGAGAAGUACUUCUUUAAAAGAAUCCUACAGACAGACGUCAUUACAGAUAUAUACAAAGAUGUCAGCAUCUACGAUGAAAAUAUGAACAUUAACAAAAUGGAUUACGUGAUGAAUAAUUUAAAAGUUGCCUACCCCAUGAAAAGCAAUAUUAUGUUGACGCGAAAAAAUAGAGAAGAGAUCGCCUACUAUUUUUUGAACUACUACACCAAGUACCUUUUCCGUUUUGACUUACCAAACAAUGUCGUAAUAAAAUUUACGGACAAAAUAGCUGGGCUAAGUUUUUACGAUUACAAUUUUGAUUACGUAUCGAAUGAUGUAGUUAUUUAUGUGCACAACGAUGUUAGUAACUCGUUCGUGCUCUCCAGGGUCAUCCUGGACGAGUGCCUCAAUGUGUAUGAGAAGUACACCACCUACGUGCACAAGUAUGGAGGGAACACGGACAACUCGACCGUCAGGGAGGCCAAGAGCAAGAUGAAAAAGGAGGGGGGUCCGCACGAUGAGUCAACUACGCAGGGGAACAGCACUGAAAGGGGAAGUGAUAGAUCGGGAAGGAACCACGGAAAGGAUGACACCAAGAUGGAGGAGGAAUUUCUGGAAGAUGAAGAGCCAGACGAGGAAGAGAUGAAUCACCUAGAUGCGGAAGAGGAGAACAUCGACCCAGAAAAGAUCAACUUGGACAACAUCAAAGAGGUGGAUAGCGCAGGAGAGCCCCUAGCCGAGGAGCAAACAGAUGACCAGCCUGUGGACGACGAACAUGUGGACAUCUUCAACUACGUCAAAAUGAAUAGAAUAAAGCAAUUCAUUCGGUUUGUGGUCGAAUACAACCAGUGGCCCUUCUUCCUAGAUGAGACGAUCAACCUGGACUCGUACCUGAAUAGCCAAGAGCUGGAGCUGCUGAAAGGUGUAGAGCAUUAUAACAGCCUAAAUAACUUCUUCCUAAAACUGAAAGGAGCAAACAUAGACAAAAAAAGAAUCAUGGAAAUCAUUAAAAGUGCCAUAAAAAGGGAUGACUGCAAAGAGACAUGGAAGGAGAAGAAAAUCCCCAUCAAACACAUCGCCUCCGCGUUAUUCACAAAUAACUACAUAAAUCUGUUUAAGGUUUUCCAGAAGGGCAUAAAGGUGUUACUAAACAUGAACUCAAAUGAAAUUGACCUAGUUAUGAACAAAUGCAAAUAUGCAUGCGAAAUUGUGUACUAUAAAAGACUAGAAGAGCUCAAGUCGUCCAACAAUAAUCUCAUUUUUACAAUGUACAACGAAAACGUAAGCUCGAUUGAAUAUUACUUUGAGAAGCUAAAGGAGAAAAUUAUUUUAAUCAACUUAAUCAAGAAGGAAGAUAUAUUUGGGACUCUCAUCAAUUUGAUAUCUGACAUUUUCCCCAACAAGACGAAAUCGGUCAGCGAAUUUGAAAGUGGCACCCAGGACACAAAACCGAAGGAGAAAAUUGACGAGCUCAUUUUCCUAUACGACUCUGAGAAGAAGAAGUGUGGCUCAACAACAGAGCUAAACAGAUCCACCGUCACGCAGAACCUGUUUCACUUUUUCAACAAAGAAAUAUUUGGAGACAAAAUAAAGAAUGUCCAAAUCGAGUUCGUCAAAAAUGACGAAACUCUUUCCACGCACUUGAAUUUUGUCAACUCGUUUGAAAGUCCCAAAAUUUUAAUCAAUGACAAUGUCUAUUCAGUCAAUAUUCUGGCCAACGUAUUACUCAAAGAAAUGGCCGAUAUUUUCUACUUCUACAAUGAUAACAAAAUCGAGAGGGAAAAUAAGCUCUACUUGAAGAAGGACUUCAAGAGCGCCUACCUGCCCGUCGUUUUCAAGUAUGCCAAUUGUUUCCAGGGAGGGGACACUAAAGUGACCUUCGACUUUGGCGACGAGCACACAGGGGAGGAGCACAUAGAGGAGAAGCACAUAGAGGAGAAGCACACAGAUAAGAAUCACGCAGAGAAGAAACACAGAGAGGAGAAACACCUAGAGGGGGAACACCCAGAGAAGAAGGAAAACCACCAGGUCGGGCCCCUUCCAACCCACUUCACAACCCCGGGAGCAACCCCUUCUCCACUACAGAAAGAAGAAUUCAUGGCGGAGAAGGACAAAAUGGAUAUCGACAAUAUGAUCGACCGAAUCGCAAACUACAACCAUGAAGAAAUGUUCAAAGAAAUCAUAGAGUUUCGAAAAGCUAAAUAUAAUGACAAAGCAGACGUGCAAAAGUGUCUGGAGGAAUACCUAUACACGUACGACAAGCUGAAUGCCAUGAAAUACUACACACCGGAGGUGAGUGAGAAAAAAGAAAAAAAUGAGCAAUCGGAUGGCACCGCUACGCCAAGUGCAGACCCUGCAACGGCGAGUACAGACACCGCUACGCCAAGUACCGACGCUGCAAUGGCGAGUACAGACCCUACAACGCCAAGCAGAGACCCCGCAAUGGAAUUGUAUUUCGAACCAAACGACCUCAAAAGUAUUUACCUUAAUUAUAUGUAUAGAUACAUCCAGUAUGUGAUUAAAAAAAAGGAAUUCCCCAUUGCAUUUAACGAGAUGAACGAGGAAUGGAUUAAUGCUUUGACGGAGCUCGAAAAUCAAAAAAUUUUGGUCUACUCCACAAAAAAUAAUAGUGGGCAUUUGUAUGACCUACUCGUUAAUAGCAAAGCAUGUUCGUCAAAGAGGGCUCUGGCCAUUCUGGAACAUAGCUUACAGAAAAGGAACAACGAGGACGAUCUGGUGGAGAGGACCCUAUCUCGAAGUGAAGACAAUGAUGCCAUAAAAAGUUUCGAUGAAUUCGUCCUGUGGAUAAAUAAAAAUAUGAGAAAAAACUUCGAAAAGGUAGACCACCACGAAUUGUUAAAUGCUGAUGCCCCUGAAAAUGUGAAGGAAGAUAUCAAGGACGUUAUAAAAGGGUACAAUGCUCUAUACGACCCCAAUGCUAAGAAGAAUUUUGACCCCAACAGCGUUACUAUCCAUGAUUUAAAAGAUUUGGUUAAGAGGCACAACAUUUCGAAGGAGGAGGUACUGUCCGCCAUGAGUCAGCUGGACAUGCCCGACGACUUCGACGUCGACUCCUUGUUCAAGUGA
Messenger RNA from Plasmodium inui San Antonio 1, 5757 nucleotides. RefSeq lists its product as hypothetical. NCBI's taxonomy places the organism in Eukaryota, Apicomplexa, Aconoidasida, Haemosporida, Plasmodiidae. The transcript has a single exon. Bases 1 to 5757 code for a protein of 1918 amino acids. The record is from RefSeq and is a predicted model, not a curated record.